Molecule: messenger RNA, 1344 nt
Organism: Naegleria lovaniensis
Lineage: Eukaryota; Heterolobosea; Eutetramitea; Acrasida; Naegleriidae
Exons: 1
Coding region: 1-1344 (447 amino acids)
Source: RefSeq, a predicted model, not a curated record
AUGUUAAACAACAACAAGAUUACAUCACCAAACUUCAGGUGCACCAUGCACAAGCUAAAAGAAACAACGGAUUCUUUUCCUUCAAUCUCUCCCACAGUAGAACUUACUGUGGAUAGGGAUCAGACAGCUCCAACAAAACUUUCUAAAAGCAAAGUUACUAUUGGUAAUCUUCAAUCUCAAAAUAUAGAUGUUUUUACCAUCAAAUUAUCAUUUACAACUCCAUCCACUAUGGAACUUUCUCAAGAGUGGAGGUAUAUUAUUUAUUUUAGCAAAGGUGAUCGAAGGAAAACAGAUGUUCCUUAUCCUGCCUCUGCUCUCUAUGAAAAAGAAGAAAUGGUUAAAGCUCUCCAGUACAUCAGAGUUCAUCACACAAAAGAGCAACCGUGGAUCAUUAGUUCCAAAUCAUCCGGGAGAAAAUCCAAAGUAUGGAUGGGUGAAACAGAGGUUGAUGCUGAACCCGUGACCCUAUUAUUUUCUGGAGUCGUGUCUUUUGAUGACACUCCAAUAGUGAUCAAGGGAGAUGGUUCUCUUAGAAACAAGCAAGGUUAUUCUAAACUCCCCUUGAUGUAUAGAAAUGAAUUCAAGGACAAGAAUUUAUAUGUUCUCAUCUAUAGAAACGAUGAGCAUGUGGGUGAAGAUGGCUUUUGCUACGGUCUCUUCAAGUCCGAUGAUGCAUUUACUUGCGUCACGGAUUUUACUGUUGAGCCACAAACCCAAUCAAAGAGAAAAUCAAGACGAUCCAACAGCGAGAGCGAUGAUGAAAGUGAUGAGAUGGAUGAACAUGAUCGAUCAUCCAAGAACAAAAAGAAAAAGUCAGGUAAUCAGGAAAGCUCAAUAACCACCCUCACAAAGCUCAUAAUGGACCUCGAAACGAAAAGAGAAGAAAGAGAAGCCAAAAGAGAAGAGAGAGAAGCCGAAAGAGAAGCUGCCAGAAUGAAGUACGAAACGGAAAUGUUGAAACUCCUAACAUCAUUGAUACAAGAACAUAGACAAGAAAUGGAUAAAUCAACAACAUCUUCUCCAACGGUAAGGAGAAAAUCCCAAACUGAUUCUCAAAAUGGAAAAGCAGGACUCUUUUCUUCACAACAAUCUCCAUCAAGCAGUAGGCAUGCCAACCCGGGACAAAGGACAGACGUUCGUACGCCACCACAACAGAAUCAACAAAGUACUUUGUUGCAAACGGUCAGUAAUGAGGUCGGUACGCCAAGCGAGGAAGACCUGAAACAUGUCAACCUGUCUAGGGGGCAGUCCUAUUUUGACUAUGAAAGCCCUCCACAAUCCUCUUUUUACACCACAUCGUUUUUAGGUCUAUUUGCAGACCAAUAUUCUCUCAAAAAUCUUUAA